AUGGCCGAUUUUGCUGUUGAAUUGUUGAAAUUGACACCAGUGGAGGCGUGCAUGGUAAUGUCACCUCUGUCCAUGGUGGCUGCACUUUCCGUUCUAGAACGAGGAGCAGGUGGUGCUACGAAAAGUCAAGUCAGUGAUGCCUUGAAGAGAACAUCCAACGAUGAUGUACCGGAGCUGAUUCGUCAACUUGCGUCUGCCGAUGGGGUUCUAAUGAACGUAGCGACGAGAUUUUACCUAGCUGAUUCUACCACCCUUCACGAAGAGUACAACAACCAAAUAUCAAAGGAUUUCGAUGUGACCGCUGAGCGACUGAAUUUCCGAGAUCAGAGUCACACUGUACAGACGAUAAACAGCUUUGUGUCGGAUGCAACACAUGGAAUGAUCAAAAAGUUACUGUCCGACGAUUUCUAUGCUGCGGACAUGAAAGCUUUUCUGGUUAACGCCGUUUAUUUCAAAGGCCAAUGGGCUAAAAAAUUUUCGGAGGACUCCACAAGAAAAGACGUCUUUCACGGAAUCAAGGGUGAUCGAGAGGAAUCUUUCAUGAAUAUGAACAAUGUGAAGACUUGUCGUUAUGGCCAGAGUGAUGGCGUCCAAGUGCUUGCCUUGGAAUAUAAGGAUAAGAAUUACGAGUUCGUCAUCUUUCUGCCUUCCCAAGAUGUUCCGUUCGCCCAAUUUCGGGAAUCAAUCACUGGCGAGAAAAUCCGUGAACUCCUUGGGCAAGCAAGCAGCGGGGGAGUAGAUGUGACCAUCCCAAAAUUCAAAUUGUCUUCGUCACCCAACCUGAAGAGUAUGCUGCAGUCACUGGGUAUCACAGAUCUGUUCAAGGGAGGAACAUGUGAUUUGCAUGGAGUGUCACCGGAUGAGCUCUAUGUCGCCGACGCUAUUCACCAAGCCGUCAUUGAGGUCGAUGAGAAAGGGCGUGAACCUGAUCCAAUGGCUGAAGCGGCGGCAAAGCGAAUGUUCACACUACGUAAUAUUCAUCCACUUUUCCGUGCUGAUCAUCCAUUCCUUUAUGGAGUUUUCCGCGACCACAAACCUAUCUUCAUCGGACAAUAUUGUUAG
Haemonchus placei is the source of this 1062-nucleotide messenger RNA. The record is from the annotation of a GenBank genome assembly. Lineage: Eukaryota; Metazoa; Nematoda; Chromadorea; Rhabditida; Trichostrongylidae.